AUGGCAGACAGGAGGCUCGGCCCAGCGUUGGAGGCGCGCACCGCCGCCCUGGGCGCGUGCAGCAGGGCCCAGCGGUGGGAGCGCGCACUGCUCUUGGCCGCGGGGCUGGGCAGGGCCGCGCUCGUCCCAGACCUCGUGUUCUGCAACGCCACGCUUGCUGCCUGCGAGAAGGGUGCGCAGUGGCAGCGGGCGCUUGCGCUGCUGGCCUCGAUGCUGCGGGCGGGCCCCCGCCCAGACGCGAUCAGCUACACUGCCGCUCUGGGCGCGUGCGACCGCGGCUCUUUCUGGGCGGGGUCGGUCGACCUGCUGGGCAGCAUGCGGGAGUCCAGGCUUGCCGCAGACCCGAUCCUCCACAACGCCGUGGCCAGUAGCCUGGAGCGGGCCUCGCGCUGGAAGCAAGCCUUGCAGUGGCUCCUCACUGGGCAGCGCCACACCCAUGCCCUGGAUGGCAUGAUCUACGCGGCGGCGGCAGCCGCGUGCAGCCAGGCGGGCCAGCCGGCCGCCCUGCUGGCCACCUUGCGCCGCUGCGCACGAAGUGCGGCGACGGCAGCGCGAGGCCACCCUGUCAUGGCUGGGACCCGCGUGGCAUUGAUCUGCGCGCUUCAGCAGCAUCUCGUCCCAGCACCACGUCGCGCCUUGGCCGCGCUGAUCCGUGGCAUCAGCCGUCCAGCCUUGAAGCCCAGCGCCGGCCAGGCGGGCGCCGGCGUCGACGCUGGCCGAGGGCCAGACGACGGGCUGUGGCUGCCCGAGCAGGGGCUCUGCGACCUGGGCCCCCAGCUGACCUGCGGCGCCCUCGAGCGCGCGCUGGGGCGGCCGGCGCGGGAGGCGGCCGCGCCGGGCCUGCGGCUGCGCCUGCAGGUCGCCUCGCUGCACGCCGGGGCGGCCGCCGAGGCCACGCCCAGGGCGCCCGCGGCCAGGGCGCUGUUCGCGUGGACGUUGUCGGACGCGUUCCAGCGACUGCGCCUCGCCGAAGACGGCCCGGAACGCUGGCUGAUAGAGAGCCUAGGUCUAGGCUACACGCCGGGCCACUGCAUUCCGAUCCGCUCCACGCAGGGCCUGGUGCUGGAGGUGGCCGAGCAGUACAGGGGCGACCGCCUCGGGGCCGUGCGCGCCUUCGCCGCCACGCUGCCGGAGCCCGGCCGGGCGCUGCCGCCGGCGCCGCAGCCGUCGGCGGCGGUGCUGGACAGGGCCGCGGGCCCGGAGCACGACGCGGGCGAGGUCGCGGCGGUCGGGGACGACGCCGUGGAGUGGCGGCUGCCAGGCGUUCGCGCCCGGGCACGCCAAGGUGACGGCAGGGCUCUCGUGUCCUCCUCGUUCACAGUGCCCCGCUUCGCGGCGGGCCCGGCGCUGCGCCUCAAGCUGUUCCCGCUCGGCUCGCGGAGGCGGACGCUGCCGGGGCACUGCUCGCUGUACGUGACAGGGCCGGAGGGCGCGCACCUCGAGUUUCUGCUGCGCCUGGGGGCCGAGGAGCACGGCCCGCUGGAGUGCUCCUUCGACCGCCCCGAGAAGGACACCGGGCGGCACGACUUCUGCUCGCUGGAGGAGGCGCUGGAGGCCGACGGGGGCGCCGUUGUGCGCCUGACGGUGCUGCGCGCGGUGUCCGCCGAGGCGUCCCCGCGCGCAGGCCCGGCCCCCGGCGCGCGGGAGGCUCCGGGCGUGCGCGCGGGCGCCCUCAGCCCGGCUAUGACUGACGUGCGCGAACAUGAGUUCCAACCUCCAGCUCGGGUGGCCAUCGACACGGAUUCGCCCGGCACGGGCUUCGUGCGCCCCGCUUGCGACGGGGCAGAGCCGGUGGAUGAGAGGGAGGAGGACCAAGGGCGCCACCGUAUGGCACGCGGCCGAGCGCGGCAGGGCCGCACCCCUUCUCCGAUGUUGAGGGUCCGCGUCGAUGACGGCCCCGACUUGAUCCUGUCAGAGGGGGCGUGCGGCGAAGUCGGCGAGCAGGCGCAGAUCACCAGCUCCGUCCGGAGGUUGGUGCGCGCCGAGCGGGACCGUUCCGUCACCCUGCUGGAGCUCAGCCUCUUUGGGCGGGCGUUCAGGGACAUGUGCAGGAAGCCCUUUGCCAGUCUGCCCCUAGUGGGCAGGCGGAACGCGGAGAGCCCUCCCACACGCGAGUAG
Prorocentrum cordatum is the source of this 2118-nucleotide messenger RNA. The record is from the annotation of a GenBank genome assembly. Lineage: Eukaryota; Dinophyceae; Prorocentrales; Prorocentraceae.